Molecule: messenger RNA, 987 nt
Organism: Limulus polyphemus (Atlantic horseshoe crab)
Lineage: Eukaryota; Metazoa; Arthropoda; Merostomata; Xiphosura; Limulidae
Product: striatin-3-like
Exons: 7
Source: RefSeq, a predicted model, not a curated record
UUAUUCAACAUCAAAAGUUCUCAUUCUGUGUGUGAGAAAGUAAGACAGCUAGCCAUACUACAAAUUCCAAUGCUGACGUCAUAAUUUACUCGAUUUUUACCCACAAAGCUAAGCGGAAAGGAUGGUUGUUGUUAAUGGCGACCAGCAGGAGUAGCAUAAAAGAUGGACGAUAGUCCAGGUAAUCAAAAUAUCUCGGGUCAAAUUAGUCCUGUAGGAACAGGAGUGGGAAUUACUGGAAAACCAAACCAGGAAGAACACAACCAAAGACCUCACUAUUCAAUACCUGGAAUUUUGCAUUUUAUUCAACAUGAAUGGGCGAGGUUUGAAAUGGAACGGGCCCAGUGGGAGGUUGAAAGAGCAGAGCUCCAAGCAAGGAUAGCCUUUCUUCAAGGAGAAAGAAAAGGACAGGAAAAUCUAAAAAAUGAUCUAAUUAGAAGAAUAAAAAUGUUAGAGUAUGCACUAAAGCAAGAAAGGGCAAAAUUUCAUAAGCUCAAAUAUGGAACAGAGCUUAGUACUGUGGACUUAAAGGGGUCGGUUUAUGAAGAUUUAACAAAAGAUGAACCUGUUGAUGGAGAAACAUUUAAUAGCACACUUUCAUGGAAGCAAGGUAGACACCUUCUUAGGCAGUAUCUUCAGGAAAUUGGUUAUACUGAUACCAUCAUUGAUGUUCGUUCAUCACGGGUGAGAAAUUUGUUAGGAUUGGGCCCAAAUAGUACAGAGUCUGAGGAAAAAAAAAACACCCCUAUGGUUAAUGGUGAGCAAUCUUUAAAGAGGGUCACAGAUACGCAAAAAAGAGCUCCUGGGAAAAAAACAACAAACUCGGUAACAGAAAAUGCACUUAGGGAAACGGAAGCUUCAGUACUUGCAACAUUUGACUUUCUUUCUUCAGAUAUGGAUGAUGAAGAAGAAGAAAAUCUGAGCAGUGAUGAAGAAGGAUGUGAGGCAGAAGAUAGAAUUGAAAAUAAAAGAAUUAUUUCAAAACCGAUG